AUGCGAGGCGGGACCCCCAUCGCAGGAGGGGGAGACACACCCCAGGAGGCCGGGACUGACAGCCAGCCCCUCUCCCCCCGCUGGCUAUUAGGACACCCAUCGCAGGGGGACCCACAUCGCAGGGGGGGAGGCACCCCCCGCGAGUUGGGGACUGAGAGCCAGCCCCUCUUCCCCGCCAAGGCUCUUCGGACCCCCAUCGCAGAGGGGGGAGGCACCUCCUGCGAGGCGGGGACUCAGAGCCAGCCCCUCUUCCCCCCCCAGGCUCUUGGGACCCCGAUCGCAGGGGGGGAGGCACCCCCCGCGAGGCGGGGACUGAGAGCCAGCCCCUCUUCCCCCCCCUGGCUCUUAGGUCCCCCAUCCCGGGAGGGGACCCCCAUCGCAGGAGGGGGAGACACACCCCAGGAGGCCGGGACUGAGAACCAGCCCCUCUCCCCCCGCUGGCUAUUAAGACACCCAUCGCAGCGGCAAGCCCCUUUUCCCCCCCUGGCUCUUAGGACACCCAACGCAGGGGGGGAGGCACCCCCUGCGAGGCAGGAACUGAGAGCCAGACCCACUUCCCCCCGGCUCUUGGGAUCCCCAUCGCAGCGGGGGGAGGCACCCCACACGAGGCGGGGACUGAGAGCCAGCCCCACUUCCCCCCUGGCUCUUGGGACCACCAUCGCAGUGGGGGGAGGUACACCCCGCGAGGCGGGGACGGAGAGUCAGCCCCUCUUCACCCAGUGGCCCUUGGGACCCCCAUCGCAAGGGGAGGAGGCACCCUUCGCGAGGCGGGGACUGAGAGACAGCCCCUCUUCCCCCCUGGCUCUAGGGACCCCCAUCGUAGGGGGUGGAGGCACCCCACGCGAUGCGGGGACUCAGAGCCAGCCCCUCUCCCCCCACCGGCUCUUCGGACUCCCAUCGCAGUGGGGGGAGGCACCACAUGCGAGGCGGGGACUGAGAGCCAGCCCCUCUUCCUCCGCUGGCUUAGGACCCCCAUCGCGGAUCCUAAGACCCUUAGGACCCACCUGGAGGACUGUGGGUAUUAGGUGCCCAAGAAGAAAGCUCAGAUCUGCCGACGUUACUUGGGAUUUACUAUCCGACAGGGGUCCGAACACAGCUCGGGAUCAGAAAGAAAGCAGGGGUCCGAAUGCAGCCCGGGAUCACAAAGAAAGCAGGUCGUUUGCAAUCUACCAGAGCCUAAGGGCAGAAGGCAGGAUCGUGGGAACAAUAUCCCAGGGGGGUGUACCCUUUCUGCCAUAUAUGUAGUCACAUCACCCACUCUGCCUUGGAAUAUUAUUAAGGACCACCUAACACGAGGGUGUAUACGUCCUGUGAUAUUACGAGUAAUAUCA
Molecule: messenger RNA, 1331 nt
Organism: Pan troglodytes (chimpanzee)
Lineage: Eukaryota; Metazoa; Chordata; Mammalia; Primates; Hominidae
Product: collagen alpha-1(III) chain-like
Exons: 7
Coding region: 1-1245 (414 amino acids)
Source: RefSeq, a predicted model, not a curated record